Molecule: messenger RNA, 11986 nt
Organism: Oncorhynchus tshawytscha (Chinook salmon)
Lineage: Eukaryota; Metazoa; Chordata; Actinopteri; Salmoniformes; Salmonidae
Product: golgin subfamily B member 1
Exons: 28
Coding region: 197-8755 (2852 amino acids)
Cellular component (GO): Golgi apparatus
Source: RefSeq, a predicted model, not a curated record
CAGUAGGAGCGUCGUUGCGUCCCUUCGCUGUUUUUAUUCACCUGACGAACAUGGCCGCUGAUGAUUGAAGGAUACCUCGGAUCUCUUGUGAUUUCUUAACUUGAGCAAUAAACAUGCGCCAUUUGACGAUUUCAUUGUAUAAUAUGUGAAUGAACAUCUUUAUGAAGCGAUAAAUUGGGAAGUAGCACUCUAAACCAUGCUGAAGUGGUUUUCCAAUGAAGAUGGCGCUCCUGGCCAGGGAGCGCUCGGCUCCCCCCAGGGUGGUGGUGGUGCUGAAGGAGGAGAAGGAGGCCAGGCAGCCCUGGUGGAGGUGGCGGAGCGGCUGGCCCAGACAGAGCAGCUGGUGGCCCAGCUGAAGGAGCUGAUCCGUGAGAAGGAUGGCUCGCUGCGCACCAAGGACGAGCAGCUCAAGGCAGAGAAGGAGGCGUGCGAGGCCAAGCUGUCCAAGAUGCGUCUCCAGAACAAAGCCAAGGUCACCUCCCUCAGCGCCCAGCUGGAGGAGCUGAAGAAAGGAGGUGCUGCCGGGGGUGGAGCUGGGGGCCAGGGGACUCCCACCCACAGUAAGAAGGGAGGUGCAGAGGGAAGCGAGCAGGCCAGCCGUGGGAAGAUCCUCCUCCUUAGGAAGAAGGUGGAGGAGCUGGAGCAUCAGCUGUCACAGAGAGAUGAGGAACUGGAAGUCAAGUCACGAGAGCUGGAGGCCCAGAGGCAGCGUGGUGCGGACAUGGACGCCAUGCUGGUGGAGCGAAACAGGAAGCUGUCAGAGAAGGAGGCCUACAUAGUCCACCUGCAGACUGGCAUGGCCACCGGAGAGCAGACGGCCACGCCUCCAGCCCAAUCAGACACGGAGCACAUGGCGUUGCCGGAGGAGAGCGGAGCGGGCUCCCUGGCGGAGCUGCAGCUGCUGGUCCUAAGUCUGACCAGGAAGGUGGGCGAGGGUGAUGAACGGUACAGCCUGCUGCAGGAGCAGACUGAGAGCCUCAAGGAGCUCCUAGUCACAGAAAAGGCCGCCUUCGAGGACAAGGAGAACAUGUACAAACAAAACAUCCAGACGUUUAAAGACAUCAUUCUGCAGAAAGACAACAAGCUAAUGGAGGUCAACCAGAUGCAUGAGCAGGAGCUCUUCAAGUUGGCCGCCAAGUCUGACGCCAGCGCUGAUCUGGAACAGCUCCUGAAGGCUCUGAAACAGAAACUACAUGAGAAGGAGGAGGUGCUGCAGGGUAAAAACCAGGUUAUUGAUGUCCUCCAGGGGGAGGUGGACUCCAGAGACCAGCAGAUCAAGGACCUUGUGGAGCGGGCGCGGCGGCUGCAGGUGGAGCGCGAGAGCCUCGGGUCCAAGAUGGAGGCUGAGAAGCACGUGAUGCGGGCUCAGCUGCGUGACCUCUUGGAGAAGCAUCAGGGCGAGCUGCGCCGUGCCGCCGAGUGCCACGAGGCCCAGCUGGCCGAGCGGGAGCAGGCAUUUCGCGGGCAGCUACAGGAGGAGCUGGGAAGGACGCCUGUCGCCGAGCUUCAGACCCAAACGCAAGCAGGGAGCGGCGGGGAUUCUCCAGCCACGGCCCAGAGGAUGAACGAGCUGGAAGCACAAGCCAAGCUGAAAUCUGAGGAGGCCAGUAAAUCGGAAGCCAAGUUCCUAAAGAUAAAAGCCUGGUCAAAGUCUCGUAUUCGACAGCUGGAGGACGAGCUGAGGAAAAGCCAGUCUGGCAGAGUGGGCCCUGACGUGACGUCCCUGCGUAGCCGCGUCACGGAUCUGGAGGAAGAGCGGGAGGAGACGCUGUGGAAGCUGGAGCAGUACGACGAGAUCAAGGCCAAGAACGAUGUACUGGAAGCCAAGCUGGUGGUGUACGAGGAGCAGCAGAGGAAGAUGGCCUCCGACCUGGAGCAGGUCACCAAGAGAGCCGCCUCUCAGGCCAGCGAGUCAGGUAGCGCCGACGACGCCCAGAGCCAGGUGCUGGACUGGCAGGAGAUGGUGUCGGAGGCGGUGACGGCCAGGGACCGUGCCCGCGAGGAAAAGGCCACCAUGGCCCUGCGCAUGAGCCACAUGGAGGAGGAGAGAGAGGUGCUGGCCAGCCGGCAGCAGGAGUUGGAGGAGGAGCUGGUGCAGGCCCGGGGUCUCACAGGGCUACAUAGGGGCGGCAAGAAAAUGGGAGGCGCCGCCCACCAACACAGCCUGCAGGAAGACUUUGAGUUUGAUGGCAAGCAGGCGUUCCACCAGGACCCACACAGUGGCGGAUCUGAGAGCACCACCCCGAUGGAGGAGGGGGAGAACAUGGGAGGUUGGUGGCCUGAGUACACUUCCCCCAACACAGGUGGCCUGCGGUCGGUAGUGGAGGAGUUGGAGCUGGAGAGGAACCAGCUGCAGGAACAGAUCCUAGGACUGGAGGACCGCUGUCAGGACCUUGAGGACCGGCUGCAGCUGCAGGCUCGCAUCGAGUCCCUACAGAACGAGUCCGAGAGACUACAGGGUCAGCUGGCCAGCCUUCGGAGCCAGCAGAGCAGGGAUGCAGAGAAACACCAUCUCCUGGUCACCAGCCUCAACGAGCAGCUCAAAGGACUCAGUGACACCCAAGAGUGUCUCGAAACCUCUCUUAUAGAGAAGGAGAACACAUUAGUCAAGACCUCUGAGAAACUAGAGCUCAUCGACAGCCUCCGAGAUUCUUUAAUGGAAAAGGAGGCGCAGCACAAAGAGGUCGCCGACAAGCUGCUUCAAUCUGAGAACAAUCUCACUGAAGUCUCCACAAAAUGCAGUACCUUUGAAAAACAGUGUUCAGAACUGAAGACAUCGGUUGCAGAUCUCACACAUAAGCUGAGUGUGCUUAAAGAGAAGACACAGAAACAAGAGGCCACAAUAAACACUCUUCAAAAUGACCUGGAUCAGACAAACGAUGACCUGGACAAACUGAACACCACCCAUCUGGAAGAAAGGUCUCAGCUGAUCCACAACCUUCAAAGCUGUGAACGGGAGAUUGAUAACCUCAGAGAUGUCCUCUCAGACAAGGACAAGGAGAUCUUAGCCCUCUCGGGCAACAUGGCGGAGUACGCAGAGCAGAUCAUGGUGCUGAAGCAGGAGAUCAAGCACAAGGAGGAGGACCUGGUUCGCAUCGAGACCGCCCUCACCAAAACGGAGCGGGAGGCACAGAUCAUCAGAGACUCUCAGAACUCGGACCAGCAGGCUCUGUACACCAAGACGGCAGAGCUGGUGGAACAGCUGAAGGAUGCAGAGACUGAGCUGAGCAAGGCCAAAGAGGAGAAGGAGUCGAGGACAGUAGAGGUGGAGGAACAGCUGAAGGAUGCAGAGACUGAGCUGAGCAAGGCCAAAGAGGAGAAGGAGUCGAGGACAGUAGAGGUGGAGGAGCUGAGGAAGCAAGUGGAAGAGGACAAGCGGACCAUCCUGGAACUUCGAGGGGAGAUCCAGCAGCACAACGUGGGCCAUCGUAAUCAUCUCUUAGAGUGCGAAACUCAGAUCUCUUCACUGAAGGAGCAUGUGACUGUUGCUUCCCAGAAACUACAGGAGUCCGAGGGUCUCAUCUCUCAGUUGAGGGAAGCAAGUACAUCCAGCAAGACACUGAAAGACCAGCUCCAGGACAAGGAGCAGACGUAUGAGAAAGAACUCAAAUCGGUCAAGGAGGAACGGAACAAGCUUAACGCAGAGGUGUCCAAACACAAUGAUGACCUUAAGACCCUGUCCAACAAGCUAGAGAAGCAGACAGAGUGUCAGGUACAGUUGAAAAAAGAGAUGCAAGAAAAACUGGAGACAAUAUCCUCUCUUGAGGAAAAACUCAGGGCCAUCCAGGAAGAGGCCGAAGUAGAGCAACAGAAAUUUAACACAGAACUGCAAGUCAGAGAUUCUGAAAAGGAGAAGUUGGCGAAAGACCUGCAGGUUAAAUUGGAAAAUAUCUCAAAUAUGAAGAAGCUCUUGAAAAACAUGAAGACUGAAAAACAACAACUGCAAGCUGACCUGAAGGAGAAGGCAGAUGAACUUAAGUCUCAAAAGCAGCUUGUAGAUGAGCUUAAUAAAAAAUCUACGGCAGCUCUUGAACUUAACAGCAGUUUGAACUCUCAAAAAAAUGGCCUCAGAGAGGAGAAUCAGAGGUUGCAACAGGAUGUAGCUGGAAAGCAGAAAUCCAUUUCAGAGAUGACAGAUGAAAGGGAUUCUCUGAGAAACAAAGUCUCUGACUUUGAAACGCAGCAUUCAGAAAACAGAAAAGUCAUUGAAGGGCUUCUGAAAGACAAGGAGGAGCUGAGUGUUAGAGCCAAUGAACUGAACAGGGUCCUGGAGCAAAAUAAACAGUCCAUUUCUGAGAGUCUAUUUGAGAAAACAAAUGAAUGUAGUCUUCUAACUAAAACACUCAGGGAAAGGGAGGAGACAGUUGCCCGUUUACAGGUGCAAAUUGACAGUUUGAACACUCAAGUGGAGCAGUUCCAUCACAACAUUGCUGAAAAAGAGAAGUUUGUCACUGAUCAAAACUCACAAGUAGAGGCACAGCAGAGCCAGCUGUCGCAACUCCAGGAAACAAUGUAUUUACUGCAGGAGCAGGAGACUGCCCUGAAAACUGGGCUCACGGAGAAAGACACCGUAUUGCAGCAGAAAUCAGAUGAGUGUAGCUCUUUACAGAAUAAACUUGGGCAGCAGAAAAAGCUUCUAUCCAAGCUACAGGGUGAGACUAAAUCACUUAAAGGACAAUGCUCACAACUGACUCAGCAUCUGGAAGAAAAAGAAGAGACCUUCAGACAAAUGACACAGGACUGUGAAAACCACAAAGAUGAGCUGAACCAGAGGAACGAGUCAAUGAAGUCACUAAGCAGUCAGCUUGGUGUCAUAAACGAGAGCAGUGCGAAGUUGGAGUCUGAAAAUACAGAGCUGAAGACCACUCUGGAGAACCACACAGCAGAAAACAAGAAGCUGAGGGAAGAGAUGGAACAGAGGCAAGCUGAGGUGGUUGGCCUCCACAGUCACAUCCAGGCACUGAGUGAGCAAAACCAACAACUCCGAGCUGCUUAUGAGAUCAGAGAUCAGGAACUUGCCCAGCAAAUGCACGUUGCAUCUGAGCUUGAUAGAAGGGUAAAUGUGACUCUUGAGCAGAACACAAACCUGUGCUCACAACUGAACAGUCUGACAGAGGAGAAGCAGAUACUGCAACAGGAAUUAGCUGUACAGUCGGAGUCCAUUUCUGAAUUAAGCAAGGAGAAGAACUUACUUCAAGAUAAACUUUCCAAUUUUGAAAUGCAACAUUCAGAAAACUGCAAAAUUAUUGAAGGGCUACUGAAAGACAAAAAGGAGCUCAGUGUAGCAGUAGAGGAACUCAACAAGGUCCUAGAGCAAAACAAACAGACCGUUUCAGAGAGUUUGCUGGACAAAACAAAUAAAUGUACUAAUCUCACCAAAUUGCUUAGAGGGAGUGAAGAGGCACUUGCACAUUCACAAGACCAAGUUGACAGCUUGAACACCCAACUUGAUCAACUGAACAACAACAUAACCGAAAAAGAGAAGACUAUCAGAAAUCAAAACUCACAAUUAGAGGCCCAGCAGAGAGAGUUGUCGCAACUCCAGGAGACAUUGGCUUUAUUACAGGAGCAGGGGACCGCACUGAAAUCUGGGCUCACAGAGAAGGACACCAUGUUGCAGCAGAAAGCAGAGGAGUGGAGCUCUUUACAGAAUAAACUUAAUCAACUGCAGGGCGAGACUAAAUCACUUAAAGGACAAUGCUCACAACUGACUCAGCAUCUGGAAGAAAAAGAAGAGACCUUCAGACAAAUGACACAGGACUGUGAAAACCACAAAGAUGAGCUGAACCAGAGGAACGAGUCAAUGAAGUCACUAAGCAGUCAGCUUGGUGUCAUGAACGAGAGCAGUGCGAAGUUGGAGUCUGAAAAUACAGAGCUGAAGACCACUCUGGAGAACCACGCAGCAGAAAACAAGAAGCUGAGGGAAGAGAUGGAACAGAGGCAAACCGAGAUACUAGAUCUUAGGGACAACAUCCAAGCAUUGAAUGAACAGAAUGUCAGACUAAAAACCGAACUCAAAAACUCUGUCACAGAGGCAUCCAAGAAACUUGAAGAGAUUUCAGUUCUCAAGGCAGAGAUUUCUAACAGGGACAGUUAUGUGUCUAAUUUAACAAAGCAACUGACAGCAGCCUGCUCGGACAGGGAUAGCUUAGGUUUGAAUUUGCAGCAGAGAGGUGAGUCCCUAAAACAGCAGGAGAUGUUUAUUAAGCAGUUACAAACUAAGUCAGUAGAGGGUGAGGGUCAGAUGAGCCAGGCCAUCACUGAGCUGCAGACACAAGCUCAGAGUCUUCAGAAAAGCCUUCAAGACAAGGAUGUUUCGCUGCAUGAGGCGGAGAAACGGCUGAGUCUGCUCAGAGAGAAGUUCACCUUAGAAUCUGAGGAUUUCAAAACCCAGCUGAAUUCAAGUGCAGAAACGAUGAAACAGCUUCAGGGUGAUCUGCGUAAUGCGGUGGAACAGAGUAAUCAGCUCAGUGGGAGGCUUGAAGAACAAGAGGCACAGCUUAAGCAGAAAGUUGAUGAUUAUGUGAGUUUAAGGACAUAUGUUUCAGAGCUGGAGGAUUCCACCACACAGCUCAGAGGUCAAGUUGACAGCCUGACCUCUGAGUCAUCCCUGUUAAAAGAGACCCUGAAAGAGAAAGUCAAGUUCAUCCUUGAGGCACAAAGCACCUCCUCAGCUGUUAGUGAAAGCCUAAAUUCAAAACUCAAAACCAAAGAUACAGAAUGUGAGAGCUUAAAAGAGCAGCUUUUGUACCUCCAAGGAUCCGUUGUAAAGCUCAAUACCAAAGAUGCAGAAUGUGAGUGCUUAAAAGAGCAGCUUUCACAUCUCCAAGAGUCUGUUUCAAAGCUCAAUAGUAGCCUCAGUGCCCAGUCCUCUGAAGUGGCACGACUUCAACAAGCCUUAGAGGAAAGAGGGACUGCCGUUAUGGACCAGUCAAAGGCCCUUCAGGAGCUGCAGAGAAGGGCAGAUGAAGCAGCCCUCUUCAAAACCCAGUUCAUGGAGAGCACAGAGUUGGUGUCACAACUGCAGGAUCAGAUUCAGGAACUCUCCACUAAGUCUGCAAGCCUCAGCCGGUCGGCAGAGGAGAACCAAAGUGCCUUUGUAAAUCUUCAGGAGAAGUAUGCUACUCAUUUAGAGGAGCUCCAGGAAGCUCGGAUGAUGCUUUCUCAAAGGGCCGAGGAGAUGUCCAGUCUUAACAAGUCCCUCAGUGAAAGCAACAGCACAGUUCAGGCAGCAGAAAGCACCAUAGAGGUGCUGAGGAAUGAGUCUUCCUUGCUACGUCAAGACCUUCGGCAAAUCCAAACACUGAAUGUCGACCUUUCAAAACAAAAGGAAGACGCCCUUGCUACCCAUCAAAGGAGCACCUCAACAUUCACUGUCGAAAUUGAGAGACUAAAAUCUCAGUAUUUGCAUGUGGCUGCUCAGGUAAAUGCACUGACAGAAAAUCUUGAGCAGAGAGAGAUGUCUCUUCAUGCCAUUAACAGUCAGUACACAGCCCAGGUGAAACAGGCAGAGCACGUAGUGUCAGAAAUGCAGAAACUAGAAGAGCAAAAUAAGAAGCUAAGAGAGGAGAUAGCUCUGUCAAAGCAAGAGAAUCAACAGCGGCUGGAUGCAGCAAUCAGUGAAAAAGAACGUCUGCAGCAAGAAGUUCAGAAACUCAUAAUUGAGAGAGAUGAACACGGCAAGAGCUACAGCAGCCAGAUACAAACAAUGCAGGAGCAGGUGCAUCUCCAAAAGCAGCAGCAAUCCAGCAGCAUGAAUGAAGUCAUGGAGAAAAUGGUGGCUGAGAAGGAAAGACUACAGGUUGAGGAGACGAGACAGAGGGUGGAUGAGCUGCAGAGCGCCUUGCAGCAGGCACAGGCCUUCAAACUGCAGACUGAAACAGAAGUCAGCGGGUACCAGGCAGAGCUGGCUGAACUGAGGUCUGAGAGUAGCAGGCUGCAGUCUGAGUGCCAGCGUCUGGCUGGGGAGAGGAAGGAGACCAUGGCCCUGGUGGGGAAGGAUGUGUCUGAUGACCCGUCACUGACCCAGCUCCAGGCAGAGAGAACUCAGCUGCAGAGUCACCUGCAGCGCUGCCUCUAUGAGAUCCAGCAGAGAGAUCUGCACUGCCAGCAGCUCAACGCCAAGCUGCAGCAGGUGGUGGAGGAGAAAGGGGGUGUGUCGGCCCAGCUGAGGGCAGUGUCUCAGACGCUGAGAGACACCCAGAACCGCUGCUAUUGGCUGGAGAACCAGGCCCUGCCUAACCAGCACCACCAGGGCCUUGCAAAGCAGGGGGCGGUGUCUGUAGAAGUGGCUCCGGGAGCUCCCCAGGAGAGGAGCAGUGCUGUGGUAGACAUGGAAGCACUGGAGGCCGGCGAGCUCAGGACCAGGCUGGUGGAGGUGGAGCAGAGCGUGGUUCAGCUAAGUGAGAGUCUGGCUGAAGAGAGGACAAGGAGGGAAGCAGCCGAGGAAGCUCUGGGACUGGCUGAGGACAGAGCCAAGAGCGUUGACUCCAGUCCAUCCAGGACGACCCAGAGAGACUUCAGCAUCCAGCUGGAUACAGAGGAGGAGUGGGAGGCCCUCAUCCUCAACCCCAACGAACCCCUGGUCACACGCAAGGUGAAAGGCGGGAUGCUGGCCUGCAGGCGCUGGCUUCGGGGGCGGAGCCUGUACUGCUCCAAGCUGCUGACAUCACGGGCCCGCUCGCGCUACCUCUUCCUUGGCUACCUGCUGAUUCUGCACGUGGCUGUCCUCAUGUGCCUCACCGGCGCCCUCUAGUGCCGUGGGGGUGAAAACAAUCACAAAUUGCAGAUAGAAAUAUAAUUUAUAGAGCAGACUGAGGCACGUUUCCUCCAUGACAAAGACGGUUUGUUCUGCGCAAUGUUUUUCUAUGUAGUUCACUUGACGCUGGGGGUGUUAACAUUGCAGAUACAAAUGUCAUGUGUAGACAAGACACCAUGGCCCGUUUCCUCCACGACAAAGAGGAAUGUCUGUUCUACUCCAUUUCGAGGUAGUUAACCAUGUCUUUUUCCCCUGGAAUGUUAUUCCACCUUUCAGAAUAAGCUGCAGGUUUUUGUCUAGUAUCCAGAGUUUUCAUAAGAGUGAGGGCUUUUGGGGUGUGUCUCAAGUCUUGUGGCUUCUUCACCUCGCCUCCUACCCUUGGUUCUCACUGGUCUGAAAAGAAAAUGGACAGCUGAAAGUGGAUCCUUUGGUUAGAUCCUACCUUCUUGUUUUCACCCAUUUUUUUUGUCAGAUCAGUGCAGAUGUAGGCGAGAGGAAGAAGACUGUUAUUGACUAUUAAGACUCAGCCUUUGGAGUGUCUCAGGAGAAAGUGCCGUUUCGAUCCUGUCUAUUAUGUGUUAAAGCCUGAGACGGAACAGAAAGCCAUAUCCAGUCUACAUGAACGCUAGCCUAAGACGUGCGUACGUACGUGUGUGUGUGUGUGUUUGAAACACAUUUGUGUGCGCAGGUGUGUGUGUUCAUUUGCACGUGUACAAGAAAUAAACACUAGUCCACUGUAACCUCAUUUAGAUUCACCUUGGGGAACAAAGACUGGUGUAAGUCUAAGAUGAUUCACCAACAACAUGAUGGAACUGCCCCACUCAGACUAAUGCUGAUGUCUGGCAAGACACAGAUACGGUAUUUCAGGAGAGAAGGGUGGGAAAAGCCAAUAGUACUAUUUCUGCAAAGAUGCCUAUGUAAUUGCACUGCUGCUCAACCCUUCUCCCCAAUACCAAACCCACUGUGUGCUCAACCUGGCACUACCAGGCCAUGGCAUAAUGUUCCCUUUGGCACCCCCUGGUGUCUCCUGGGUAAUAACUGUCUCAUGGUGGCCUUGGCACAAUUAUAAGGUCUAUUCUAUAGCUGCUGCAUUCAUAGCUAUGCACUAAAACUCUCAUCAGGGGGUGUUUUUUUUUUCCUUCUCUCCUUCAGCAAAGAUAUUCAACAUAAUGUAGGGCCAGGAGUUUUAUCUGACCACGUGUCCUGAUAAGGAAAUACUGAUCUGGACCCUAGUAAUAGGAUCUAACUGGCCCCUAGUAAUAGGAUCUAUCUGGACCCUAGUAAUAGGAUCUAUCUGGACCCUAGUAAUAGGAUCUAUCUGGACCCUAGUAAUAGGAUCUAUCUGGACCCUAGUAAUAGUAUCUAUCUGGACCCUAGUAAUAGGAUCUAUCUGGACCCUAGUAAUAGGAUCUAUCUGGACCCUAGUAAUAGGAUCUAUCUGGACCCUAGUAAUAGGAUCUAUCUGGACCCUAGUAAUAGGAUCUAUCUGGACCCUAGUAAUAGGAUCUAUCUGGACCCUAGUAAUAGGAUCUAUCUGGACCCUAGUAAUAGGAUCUAUCUGGACCCUAGUAAUAGGAUCUUCUGGACCCUAGUAAUAGGAUCUAACUGGCCCUAGUAAUAGGAUCUAACUGGACCCUAGUAAUAGGAUCUAACUGACCCCUAGUAAUAGGAUCUACUGGACCUUAGUAAUUGGAUCUAUCUGGAACCUAAAGGUUUUACCUUGUCAGAUCACAUGGUCUGGAGAAUAUCCUCCUACCCUGUUUGUGAGCCCUGUAAGUGCCCUGUACCCUGGUAAGUGUGUAAGUAAGAUGUUGUAUUUAAGGGUGGAGUGUAAAAGUGUGCAAGUGUGCACCCUGGUAAGUGUGUAAGUAAGAUGUUGUAUUUAAGGGUGGAGUGUAAAAGGGUGCGAGUGUGCACCCUGGUAAGUGUGUAAGUAAGAUGUUGUAUUUAAGGGUGGAGUGUAAAAGGGUGCGAGUGUGCACCCUUGAAAGUCUACUGUGUGUAUUUAUGUAUCUGUAUUUGUUGCUCUGUGCCCCCCAAUGCUCUGUUGUUCACUGUACAUUUCUACUUCAUCUGUUGAUUGAUUACAUGCUGAUUUAAUCACUUGAUUGAUAGUGCAGGGUGGCAAUUCACAAAGCAGGAGACAGUAUGUCAGCCAUCUUACUUUGAGACACUUACUUUGAGACACAUGAGAUAUCAUUUGUAUUUCUCUGGUUCGUAUCUCAUCUGUUUCAAGUUUAGCAUGGGACGAACUGAGAGAAUGUCAUACUUAUAACAAGUGUGUUUUACCUCUCUGCACUAGGAAAUAUGAAGUCUGAGUGACAAGCUGUUUGUUUGUGCCAUCAUGCCAACUCUUUCUCACUCAUUGUUAUACCAAACACAUUUGGCUUGACAAUGAGCAAUGGAGUUGGCCAGAACACAAACAGAUUUGGGACCAGGAUAGGAAAUCUAGUGUUUCAGAAUAUUUACGGUAGUUAGCCAGCUGAGCUAAAAACAUUGCUCCUGCUUUGUGGGAUACCACCAUAGAGAUUAAUAGAGGCCUCUAGUGGCCAAAAGGCUGUAUUAGCAUGGGCAGCACCAUUGAGGGCUUCCACCAUUUUAAUGUAGUCAACUGGGUUGGACUUCCAACUUCAUUGGCUGAUCCCUCCUGGUGACCCUGUUGGAGUCAUGUCCAACCAGUUCAUUAGGAGGAAUCAGCUAAUCGUGGAGAAGAAUAUUGACUACUACAAUGGCACUGCCCAUGCUGUCAGACGCUGUAAUGGCACAGAUACAAAGAUAAUGGAUACCACCCUGUUCUAACGUUGGUGUUGUGGUCCUGAUGGUCUGUAUACGUAGAUGAGUCCUCUAUCUAUCUAUCUCUAUGGAUACCACCCUGUUCUAACAUUGGUGUUGUGGUACUGUGGUCCUGAUGGUCUGUAUACGUAGAUGAGUCCUCUAUCUAUCUCUAUGGAUACCACCCUGUUCUAAUGUUGGUGUUAUGGUACCGUGGUCCUGAUGGUCUGUAUAGAUGGUGUGAUUGAGGAAAGGAUGACAAAAUACAUCUAUUUAUAAGAGGAAAUGCUACUGAGUGAAAACAAAAUGUCAUAUUUUCUAAAUAGGCUCUAUUUUUUAGAAGUCAAAUCAUUUGGACAGCAAUACUAUCCUAUCCAGGCAUUAAUGGGUUCAAUACCUUGAGAGGUUGACUUUCACGAAGAAAGGAAUUUUAAUAAAUCUGUUUGAAAAACACGA